Messenger RNA from Cryptosporidium ubiquitum, 1116 nucleotides. RefSeq lists its product as uncharacterized. The record is from RefSeq and is a predicted model, not a curated record. Lineage: Eukaryota; Apicomplexa; Conoidasida; Eucoccidiorida; Cryptosporidiidae. The transcript has a single exon. Bases 1 to 1116 code for a protein of 371 amino acids.
AUGUUUAUUAUUGAAAGAGCUUUAAAUAUAUUUACAUUAAUAUAUGAAAUGGAGGCUAAAAUCAGCCUAAAUGAAUCUAGAAUUCCAAAAAUAGGUCUCGAAAGCUCGGCUUCAAGUUUUAAUUCCGCCUUAGAUAGUUCUACAAAAAGAAAUUCGCUGUCUUUUAAUACAGGUUUUAUCCCGAACCAGCUUGUUCUUAAUUCUUCUCUUUUAAGCGAAUUAAGGCAAGAGUCCUUUUCAAGUAGCAAAAAUAUUCCGCAAAAUAUAGAAGAGCCAGGAAAAUACGAAGGUAAAUCUGAAGCUUCAAAUUAUAAGCAAUAUAAGCGAAAAAGUAGUGAAAGCAAAGAUCUUGUAAAAUCGUCUUCAAAGUUUCAAGCUAAUGUUCAAAAGUUAGAAUCUGAAGCAGUAAACAUUCUAGAAAAAGGGCAGGCCCAAAGUAUCCCCAACUUGGAACUUUCAAAAAUCGUUUCUCCAGAUUCAUCAAACAUUCAAGUAAGAAAGCAAAAUAAUGUUGCUGCAACUUCAUCCCUCAAUAACCAUUCUCAGUCUAAACACAAAUUGAAUGCUCAAGAAAGACAAAUAGAGUCAAAAGAUAGGAAUAUCCAAGCAUCUUCCCCAAGAUUUGUGAGAGUUAAUAGUAAUCUUGUGGACAAUUCUUUUAAUACACAUAGAAUGCAAAAUAUUGCUAAAGGUGGAGCUUUUCCUGCAGUUUCACCAAUAUCAAGAGUCUAUAAUAACACAAAUAUCCAUGGAACAUCCUGGAGAACCGUAUGGCCAAACUCAAAUCUUAUGUCAAAUGGAGGAAUGGGGGACGCGUUGGCAUCUCCUGUGUCAGCCAAAUCAAUGAAUAAAUUUAGUCCUGCAAGUCCACAGCAAAUGUUCUCCCCAACAAGUUACAACCAAAUCAAUUCCAAUGUUAAGUACACAGUUACGCCAAAUCCAUCCGUAGUAAGGUAUAUUGAGCAAAAAUCUGCAGAAGGGCUUGCAUCACCAGUUGGGUUCUCACCUCUAGCUUCCCCAAAUUACAGAAAAAAUGUAUCACAAAGUAAAUCAAAUAAUAGUACAUCCACGGCAAACUCUAAUCUCAAUAAUCUAACAUUCAGCUAUAAAGGUUGA